UUUAACUUAUCUGCCAUUUUGUAGCCGUACAGUCUGGUUAGAUGAAGUGAAGUUGUUUGCGAAGAAGGAACCAAAUAUGUCAAUGUUCACGUUAUUUUUAAUUUGUAGCUUUAAUUAAAGUACAUUACCGUGUGAUUUGUUAGAACAAGUGGCGUUAGUCACGGUCGUCCGACUUUUUAUAUUGUAAUCAGACGGGCGACAUCGUGUCGGACUUCAUCUUGUUUACCUUUGGUUGUAGCAGGAGAGCUAACGCCAGCGCCGUUAGCCUACUUCCUUGCUAGCCUGCCCAGUUCUAGCGUUAGCUUUCUAACGCUAACUCAAAUCUGUGGUGAAAUGGCGGCCAACACGACACAAGCCACCCCAGCUACUAACUGGUCCUAUGGUGCUCCUGGAGAUGACCAGGUUCAUGAAAACCCAGAAUGGGAGAAAGCAAGACAAGCACUAGCAUCCAUUAACAAGAGUCAAAGUUCUGCUAAGACUACACAAGCCAACCGGGCCACAGCAGAGGCCGGUCAGUUCCAGCCAGCAGUGACAGACUCUGCAGCCAUUCAGCAGCAGCAGCAGUACUAUCCAUGGUACCAGCAGACCCAGCAGCACUAUCCUGGAUACACAUACCCCUAUAACUAUUACUACCCCAUGGGUCCAUAUGGAGCUACAUAUCCACCAAAUCAGUAUGGUGUACCCCCAGCACCAUACCCAGGAACUCCACCUGCCAAUGGACAGCCUCCCCCAGUGCCUGGAAUGGAAGACCAGUCCCCCAGCUAUCCCUCUCAACCACAGCCCCCUCCCCCUGCUACUCCCCAGCCACCCCAGAGCCCAACCACCUCAGAGAACCCCCCUCCUCCUCCACCCCCACCUAUUCCUCCCCCACCCAACUCCCAGUACCCCCCUCCUCCAUCACAAAAUGCAUACAGUGCCAACAACUCCAUGCCAUACCCACCUGGUGACCCCAACCAAAUGCAAGUCUACAAUCAUUCCCAGGGGAGACCUAACUAUGGCCAGGGCUUCCAGGCCCAGAAUACUUAUCAGCCCUCUCAGAAUACCUCCCAGCAGCCAGGCCAGUAUGUACCAGGGUUAGGCAGAGGAGAUGGUAACAAAAACAAAAACCAAAAACAAGGACAACAACUGUGGCACCGCAUGAAACAGGCACCUGGGACAGCUGCUGUGAAGUUCAAUAUUUCCAAGAGACCCUAUCAGGUUCAGUGUUCUCCAAUUUCCAAUCAGGCUUUCCCUCCAGGCGAGCAGCCUUCAGGACUGAAUCCAGCUCCCUCCUCCCCAGCGACUGCCAGCGCUGCCCCUGGAGGUGCUCAGACACGACCCCAGGACUGGCCCCAAGCAAUGAAGGAAUAUGUGCAGCGCUGUUUUACAGCCUGUGAGACAGAGGAAGACAAAGAUCGCACAGAGAAGGUGCUAAAGGAAGUCCUGCAGGAUCGGUUAAAGGAUGGUUCUGCUUACACCAUUGACUGGACUCGUGAGCCACUGCCAGAACUAAAAGUCAAGCAGUCUCGAUGGGAAGCUGUCCCACCCCAGAGGACAUCAGAUACCUCAAUUAGCCGUGGUGGAAGUACAGUGGCUGCCGCUUCAAGAGGCAGGGGUGGUGGACACAGAUUGGGCCACUACAGGAAUAUAUUUUCUCAAAGGAGUCCAUCCUCUAGUUCCUCACGUUCCUCCUCCCGCUCCCCAUCCCCCUCCCAUGGCAGACACAGGGACCGCAGCAACCAAAGGCACAGGCGAAGUGAUUCUGGCUCACAGUCAGACAGCAGCAUCUCCAGUGACCUCCGACCUCAGCUGUCAAGACGAAAUCAGAAAGGAGCACGGGGUCGUGGUAAUGACAGGGACAGAGGACGAGGAGGUGGAGAGAGAGGACGAGGAAGAGGAGGAAAAGCCAACAGAGGAAGACGAAACAUGGAAGAGUCCGGUGUUGGAAAGAAGAGGAAAGGUGGAAGUGCUGGUCUGGAUUUCCACGACCCCAACAGAGAGGCCAAGAAGCAGAGCAGAGCAGCUCGUUUCCACAAGCAGCUGCGUUCAGAGCCCCUGGUUCUUUCCAUCAAUGCCCUGGACCUGCCUGAUGGAACACAGGAAGGGCUCAGCUGGGAGGACUGCCCCAUUGUGGGAACAUGUCAGGACAUCACCAAGCCCUACCUGAGGCUCACCUGCGCCCCUGACCCCUCCACUGUGCGCCCUGUACAUGUGCUGAGAAAAUCUAUGCAGGCUGUGAAAGCCCACUGGAAAACCAAUCAGGACUACGCCUAUGCCUGCGAACAGAUGAAGUCCAUACGACAAGACCUUACGGUCCAAGGAGUUCGAACUGACUUCACAGUGGAAGUGUACGAGUGUCAUGCACGCAUUGCUCUGGAAAAGGGAGACCAUGAGGAGUUCAAUCAGUGCCAGACCCAGCUGAAGGCCCUGUAUAAGGACAAUCCCUCAGAGAACAUUGGAGAGUUUACAGCAUAUAGAUUGCUGUAUUACAUCUUCACUAAAAACUCUGGAGAUCUGACCACUGAGCUGGUGUACUUGACCCCAGCACUGCGGGCAGAUGUGUGUGUGGCUCAUGCUCUUGCCCUCCGUGCUGCCUGGGCAUUAGGAAACUAUCGCCGUUUCUUUAAGCUCUACCUGGAUGCCCCACGCAUGGCUUCAUACCUCAUUGACAAGUUUGUAGAGAGGGAAAGAAAGGUUGCACUUCGGGCCAUAGUCAAAACGUUCAGGCCUGACUUGCCGGUGCAGUAUGUGCAGUCCACUUUGGGCUUCCCUUGUUUAGACUCCUGUAUGACCUUUCUUACUGGGCUAGGUGUCACCUUCACCCCCUCUGACCCCCAAAAAAUAGACUGCAAAACCAGCACAGCUGCUUUGGCUGCCUCCUGAAGGGUUGGGGUGGGGGUGGGGGGGGUAGAACAGUGAAGGGAGACACUAAGGGACCCUUACUUAUUCAAUGCACUGCAUUUCAGACACCUCAGCCAGUUUGGGUAGAGUAGUGGCAGACUAACACCUAUAUAAGACCCACAGAGAAAGAUGGAUGCAGAUUAUUAUCUGACACUCAGAUAAGAGCUGUUCUAAACAUGAGCGAGAAUGUCCGCACACACACUCACUAGUAGCCUAAUCCCCAAGUUAACUCUCUACAUUUAUGUUGCCAGAAAAGUGAGUGAACAGUUUAGAUUUGGGAUUAUCAUGUAGUCUCGGCGCUUAGAGGCCAAGAAGUCACAGAACCAGAUCAGGGAGAAGCCCCCCACCCCCCUUCCUGUUCCUUUACCACCGUCAGAUGUCAAAGCUAACAGUGUUCUGUUAUGUUUUUUCCUUCCUCAAGUCAACAGCUCCAAGACCUGAAGAUUCAAGCCUUGUCAAUGAAAAGGGAAAGGCAAACAGCUCUUCUUCAAGUCAUUUGUCCAGCUGUUUGCUGUUGGAAGUCCAGCCUGCAGAAUCAGAUCAACGUAACAUUUUCCUCUCAGAGACUGUGAGAUGACACAGUGAGAAGAUGCCAGCAGUUUGUCUGAAAGAAGAGGUGGUGGUUUGUAUGUCGUGCCCUGCAUCCUGUUUCCUCCAUGUAUCCACAGCUGGCUGUUCAUCCUGUUCAUUGUCCCCAAGCAUAUGGCCCAUGAAAGCAAUGGACUGAAGUCUAAAGUCAUGUUCCUGAUUUAAUUAAGUAGUAUUCAUCUGUUGGUCUUAUGAAAUGGUUGACCAGCAUUUGGAAGAAGUCUCAGUCUGAUGAGCACUGACUUUGUUUAUGAUAAAGAAUAGAGGCAAGUGUUCUCCAUCAAGUUUAUAUCCUCACCCCUCCAUAUCCUGGAAGCUGAGCUCCAUCUCCAGAAUCAAAGCAGCCAGAGGCAGAGAGGAAAUCUGCUUCCAUCAUCCACAGGUAGAAGUUCUGCCAGCACCUGGAAUCCAGCACACUGUUGUCAGCGCAGCUCUUUAACUUCACCAGCUGUUAUUCAAAAGAAACGGGCUGGCUGCCAUCUUCAAGUACAGCUGAAGGCGAAUUUUACCUGGUAGAGCCUCAAGGGGAAGAUGCUGCUCACUCAGAGGAAUAACGAUGAGAGUGGUUUGUAUGCUACAUCUGGCUCUGGUGUGUUCAAGGCUGGUAAGAGAAAGGGACUUCUCUGGAAGGAGGUGGAUGACGGCACAGCAGAGAUGUCACCUCACAUUUCUUCUGUGUUGAAUGUUUUAUGUCCUGUGUUUUUUUGGACAGCAGUAUUUGCCUUUCUUGUGAUAAAAGGAAGAAGAAUUAUGGAGCUGCAGUCAGGUUCCUUAAAAUUUACAGUUUGAUAUUGGACAAAUUAAUUUAGUAUCAUAACAAAUUUAACAAAAUGCCAAAAGACAGUCAGUAAGAUCCCAUAAAUUUUACUGCACAGAUGCACGCUGCUUUUUGAAUGUUGUGAUAAAGUAUUUAAAUCAAAACAGAAGAGUUUUAAACUGAUGGUAGACAGUAAUUUAAUAAAGGAGAGUGCAGACUAGUGCUUUUAUGUCAGUUUUUCCAAUAGAUAUGAAAUAAUUUUCUAAGAUAAUAGCUGUAAUUAUAGCCCCAGUUUCUGUGGCAGUGGAGUUGUAGUGGUCUUGGUUCUCUCUGAUGUGAUUUGGCCCUUAUUUUUUCUAGGACCCAGGAUAAUCUUGGUGGUGGUGUGCACUGUCUUAGGUGACAAUUAGGAAAAUAUGUACUACAAGACUAAAAACAGUGGUGAUUAGACAACUCAUAAAUGUCAGGGAGUGUAACUCUUAACAAACACAACCAGUUUCACACUUAUUUUAUUUGUGCUGCUUUCUACCUUAUCCUUUAAUUUGGGUCCUCAUACUGAGUGACUGUUGAAACUUAGAACACAGAUCAACAUUGUUUCUCAUAGUUUGUUUUUUGUUUUAAACAGUAUUAAUUACCACUGUAGAGAUAUUGAGCCUGAGGUAUUUACGAUUUUGGUGUCCAGAACAUGAGCAGAUGCAGGCUUGGUGUACAAUCUACAUGUUUCCUUGUCUACAGAGUUUAUUUUUGUAAAUAUUGUAUGAUAUUGCUGUGAUUUCUUUUCAGUUAGUGUUUAGGUUUUCUUUUCUUUUCACACAUGGGUAAGUGUGAAUUGGGCUUUUCUCUCUGGGUUUCAGAAAACUCUAUUUCAAGACUAUUUAUGUGAAUAUGUAAACUGAAAUGCAGAUAGGUCUGGAUUGGAUUGUGUGCAAUGUCUUCGUCAUCACCACAGUGGAUGUAGCGUAGGAGUUGAUAAUUGCCAGAGGAAGUUUUUCCUGUAAACAUUAGUACAAACUCUCAAACCAAAUUUUGGCAACAUGUCAUGCUCAAAUCCCACUGAUACAAAACAUGUGGUUUUUUUAAAAUUGUUCUCUCUUCAGGCAAAAAGCCACAUGUUGUCUUCUCUUUGUUUGUUUUGCGGUAAAGAACAAAAUUUUCAUCAAGCUGACAAAAUGCUCGUUUAAACUUGGAUCAUCCGUUUGUUUCUCAAACUGUUAACCACUAUUUCAGCAAAUGUUCUGUAAUGACAAUGAUCUCAACAUGUUUUCUUUCUUCCCCCUUUCAUCUACCUGACCCACCUGUUCUCUUUGCUGACCCACCCCCACCCCACCCCACCCCCUCCUUCACUCCCUAAACUUCUCUCUCACACACCACCAGACUUCUCAUUCUUCAGCUCGUAGCACUGCUGCAUUGCAGGAGCAAUGAUAAGUGGGCGAUCCUCCUCCAGAUGCCAGCCGGAGAGAGAGAGAGAAUUGUGAGCAAUCAAGUCUUGGGUUUGACCCACUCAAGUUGAAGCCAUACAGCUGAUAAAAUACAUGGGAGCCUCACAUAGUGAAAUGUGGGAAAUGUCUGCUGCUAAUGUGAUUUUGCUGCUAACCCAAAUAUUUAAAAAUGUUUCUCUGUGCAACGUGAUACCUGUUUAGUUUUAAACAAGUGUUUAAAGAAUGUUUUGUUCUUUUCUGUUUGUCCAGAUGCAUUUAGUCAGUUGUUUUCUGGUAAAAUGCGUCGUCAUUUAGUUUUUGUUUCUUGUUUUUUGGUUGUUUUUUUUUCGCCCAAUUUAUCUAUCAUUAGAAAUCAUUUGGCUGGUUAGAGUUUGUAUAUCAAGUUUUACCCCUCAUCAUCUAAAAUGUGUCUGGACAUACAGAACAUGUUGUUAUCCUCAAAUUUCACCUACAUUUUUAAUUUUUCUUUAUUAUUUAGGCAAAGUUUCUUACUUGACAAGUGCUGGUGUGUGCUCCCAUGCUGAGAAUUACCUUUUGGUUUCUUCACAUGUGAUGAACUUGUCAACUGUGAUAGUUGUUUGCUGCCUUAGGCUUGUGUAAAUGUAGACUUUUUACACAGGGUUAAAGUGUGUACAUCUGAUGACUCAGGUUGAAACAGACCAGGAUGUUUGCUUUAUUAUUUUUCUUUUCUGUUUUUUAAGUAGAAUAUUCACCCCAGAUGACUAACAAUACACACGUUCGUUUUGGAUGUGUUUUUUCCUCCGAUGCCUGAGUCAUGUUUUCAGCAUUUUUUGCUCCCAUGUUACUGUUAUACCUCCAUCAGUCUUUGUAAUUCUUUCCUCGAUAAUUGACACUGGAACAAGUCCCAUGUCCCCUCACUUCAAGCUGUGUUCAUUUCCUCCCAUCUCCCUUUUUAACUUGUCUUCAUUUGAGUUUAUCUUGUCUCUCGUUCUCUCUUUUCUCUUCCUCCUCUUUCCUGCAUGCUGCCCUCUCCUCCCCUUUCCUGCUAUCUCUCCUACAAAUCUCUAACCAGUAUUUGUUCUCUUCUCAUUCUUAUCUUUUCCUUUAAUGUUGAGUAUGUUUGUGACUGUUUGCCGUGUGCAACUAGUCACUCUCACUAGUAAGUAUUGUAUUGCGUCUGCAGUGCUUUAAUAGUUUAUGUUGCAGCUCACUAACAACUGAAGCUGAAGGUUUAUCUGCAAUGCCUCCUCCCUGUCCCUCAUUCCCCCCAAUGCCUCUACAGAUCUGAUAUGAUAAACUGCCAUUUUGUAUAUAUUGUGUACAUAUUAUCUUUUGGAAAAAAAAUCUAAUAAAAUUCAAGUAUAAAGGGCA
This is a messenger RNA of Lates calcarifer (barramundi perch), 6996 nucleotides long. RefSeq names its product leukocyte receptor cluster (LRC) member 8 (gene leng8). The record is from RefSeq and is a predicted model, not a curated record. The transcript is spliced from 15 exons. Bases 334 to 2862 code for a protein of 842 amino acids. Gene Ontology annotation, cellular component: nucleus. Lineage: Eukaryota; Metazoa; Chordata; Actinopteri; Centropomidae.